AGUUAGGCAAGUUCCUUGGCUACUGUCACACAGCCACCUCAGCUCUGCUCUCGAGGCACGCACUUGAAACACUCUGGGACUGAGCCCUGACCCUCCAAAUUUGGGAGCAUCUCCCAGACUCUGCAGACAGCAAGGCCCGUUCCCUGUCACACAGGUCACAUGGGUCCCGGGUUCACCUGUCCGUGGAGCGGCUCGCUCUCUGGCUUCCGGGUGAGGACUUGGAUCGAGCCUGUGGUGGCUUCAACCCAGGUGGCCGGUUCCCUCUAUGAUACAGGACUACUUCUGGUACUGAAGGAGUCCUUUGCAUCUGACGCUAGAGACUCCUCUAAUUACAGUGCCAACCAGUCGCUGGGGGAACGUCAGGAGGACCAACAGCAGAAGGCCAUCUCCAAUUUCUACAUCAUUUACAACCUCGUGGUGGGCCUGACACCCCUGCUGUCCGCCUAUGUACUGGGCUGGCUCAGCGACCGCUACCACCGUAAGAUCUCUAUCUGCACGGCGAUGCUGGGCUUCCUUCUGUCCCGCAUCGGACUCUUACUCAAAGUGAUGCUGGACUGGCCACUGGAGGUGAUGUACGGAGCAGCGGCGCUCAAUGGGCUGUGCGGGGGCUUCUCCGCUUAUUGGUCCGGGGUCAUGGCGCUGGGAUCCCUGAGCUGCUCCCAAAGCCGCCGCUCCGUGCGCCUCAUCCUCAUCGAUUUAGUCCUAGGCUUGGCUGGGUUCUGUGGCAGUAUGGCUUCAGGGCAUCUCUUCAAGCAAAUCGUUGGGCACUCUGCGCAAGGCCUUCUGUUAACCGCCUGCAGCGUGGGCUGUGCGGCGUUUGCCCUUUUCUACAGUCUCUUCGUGCUAAAGGUCCCUGAAGCUGUGUCCAAGCCCAACAAGGUGCACCCCACUGUAGAUACUGUGUCUGGCAUGAUGGGCACCUAUCGAACCCUGGAUCCAGAUCAACAGGACAAGCCUAAUAUACAGGCAAACCCUCCAACUCCUGGAAAAGAGAAGCCUUCCCAAGCCAUCAUUGCUCUGCUGUUUGUGGGCGCCAUUGUUUAUGACCUUGCUGUCGUGGGCACAUUGGACGUUAUGGCCCUUUUCGUGCUAAAGGAUCCUCUCCAUUGGAACCAAGUGCAGCUGGGCUAUGGGAUGGCUUCUGGGUACAUAAUCUUCAUAACCAGCUUCUUGGGUGUCUUGGUCUUCUCCCGCUACUUCCGGGACACCACGAUGAUCAUAAUUGGGAUGGUUUCCUUUGGGUCUGGAGCCCUUCUCUUGGCCUUUGUGAAGAAGACAUACAUGUUCUAUAUUGGAAAGAUUUUCGUCAUACUGCAGCUGUGCCUAGCUCUGACUGGGGUGGUGACAUCCACCAUGUACAACAAGAUCUAUCAGCUUACGCUGAACAAGUUCGCCGGCACCUGCUUUCUUCUGUCUUCUUUUCUCUCCUUCUUGGCCAUUGUCCCAAUUGGUGUUGUGGCCUACAAACAAGUCCCGGGGUCACGACAAGGAGAGUGUGCGGAUACACAGAGGAGCUGAAAUGCCAGCGAGAACAAGGUUCUGCCCGUGAGACCCAAGUUCCAGUCUUCCCAUAACCCUCGGGUCCCUAGUGGGAGGGAAAUCGCCUUCUGGGUGUUGCAGGAAAUUUCCUAGUGCUCCUCCAAUGCCUCUGCUAGGCAGAGGUCAGGCCUGGGUGUACCAGCUGCUGGCUCGGGCAUUCUGGGUCCUGGAGGGCUUCAGGCUCCAGCCAGCCAGCCCCUUACUUCCAUUGCUAUCUUAACGAUGCCAGUGGAGGAACAUGGGGAUCGUGCUAGUUCUAUGGAAGACUGUGACUAAAGCCUAAACUUCACCAGCCCAAGGGGAAUGAACACGAAACGGACAGUUUGCUAAAACUGACAACAGUUUUGCACACAUGACAACAGUUUAUAAAUUAAUAUAAAAUCUUGGGGAAAAAAUGAGCUUUGUUGGCCGAGCUUUCCUCGGCUGGAAGUAAGAGCAAUGGAGUGAAAGGUGGUGCUGCUACCUUUGUUGCUUUUCUUUUUCUUUUUUUCUAUUUUUUGUUUUUUUAAGAUGUUCUUUUUUAUUUUAUUUUUUUCCAUCUUUAUUAAAUUGGGUAUUUCUUAUUUACAUUUCAAGUGUUAUUCCCUUUCCUGGUUUCCAGGCCAACAUCCCCCUAACCCCUCCCCCUCCCCUUCUCUAUAGGUGUUCCCCUCCCCAUCCUCCCGCCAUACAUGUUCACUGGGGGUUCAGUCUUAGCAGGACCCAGGGCUUCCCCUUCCACUGGUGCUCUUACUAGGAUAUGCAUUGCUACCUAUGAGGUCAGAGUCCACGGUCAGUCCAUGUAUAGUCUUUAGGUAGUGGCUUAGUCCCUGGAAGCUCUGGUUGCUUGGCAUUGUUGUUCAUAUGGGGUCUCAAGCCCCUUCAAGCUCUUUCAGUCCUUUCUCUGAUUCCUUCACCGGGGGUCCUGUUCUCAGAUCAGUGGUUUGCUGCUGGCAUUCGCCUCUGUGUUUGCUGUAUUCUGGCUGUGUCUCUCAGGAGAGAUCUACAUCCGGUUCCUGUCAGCCUGCACUUCUUUGCUUCAUCCAUCUUUUCUAGUUUGGUGGCUGUAUCUGUAUGGGCCACAUGUGGGGCAGGCUCUGAAUGGGUGUUCCUUCAGUCUCUGUUUUAAUCUUUGCCUCUCUCUUCCCUGCCAAGGGUAUUCUUGUUCCCCUUUUAAAGAAGGAGUGAAGCAUUCACAUUUUGAUCAUCCGUCUUGAGUUUCAUGUGUUCUAUGCAUCUAGGGUAAUUCAAGCAUUUGGGCUAAUAGCCACUUAUCAAUGAGUGCAUACCAUGUGUGUUUUUCUGUGAUUGGGUUACCUCACUUAGGAUGAUAUUUUCCAGUUCCAUCCAUUUGCCUAUGAAUUUCAUAAAGUCAUUGUUUUUGAUAGCUGAGUAAUAUUCCAUUGUGCACAUGUACCACAUUUUCUGUAUCGAUUCCUCUGUUGAAGGGCAUCUGGGUUCUUUCCAGCUUCUGGCUAUUAUAAAUAAGGCUGCUAUGAACAUAGUGGAGCACGUGUCUUUUUUAUAUGUUGGGGCAUCUUUUGGGUACAUGCCCA
Messenger RNA from Rattus norvegicus (Norway rat), 3074 nucleotides. The record is from RefSeq and is a predicted model, not a curated record. NCBI's taxonomy places the organism in Eukaryota, Metazoa, Chordata, Mammalia, Rodentia, Muridae.